UAUUGCUAUCAAAAUGGCUGACGUCGAUGAGGGAGCUGAGCUGCUCUUUUUUGACACAUUUUCGCAUGAAGAAGUCAGCGACAUUAACUUGGAUCUAGUGCAGUUUCCCAAGCCUGUGUUCAUCACACAAGUACGCAUUAUACCACUAGGAGCGCGAGUGCAAGCUGACUUUCCAGGUGGCGUCCGUUUGGGAGCAACCAACCCCUCCAAGUUCGAUCUGGAGUUCUUUGUCAACGACUUGGGCAUGACAGGCGCCUCAGCUUUUGAGAACUUGGGACAACUACGUUAUAAUCAGAACGACUGCAUACACCUGGACUGCUCGCAAGAGAAGAUACCGACGGAUGGGUUGGUGCUACGUGGCUGGUAUAGCACCAUUACUUUGGCUGUCUAUGGAAUCCUAACCAAUACGGUAACGGAGCCUAUAGCUAGCCCGACUAUGCAAUGUGAGCCUGUGGGUAUGGAAUUGAGCGGUGGCGAGGAUACGCUCAAGGAUGACUGGUCGGAGCCGCUGCCUAAUGAGCUGCUGUCAGGCGCACAUAAGGCAAAUGUUAGCAUCAGCGAUUAUGAGCAUGAUGAUAUUGAAUUGGAAUAUGGCUUGUCCCGGGAGCACUAUCAUGCCCAUCAAGACGAGGAGCAAAGGGAAAUGCGCAGAAUACGACGUUCGACACACUCCACUGAUCACUCCCCUCCUGGUCUGCGUCAGCAUACACACUCAGAGAGCAAAGAUAGAGAUUAUCUUCGCUGCUCAAGGGAUAAACCCAGCCGUGAUUGGUCACGUUCGCCAGACUACCCCAGUCAUCGUUCUCGUCGAAAACGCUCAGAGCGCUCGCGCUCCGAGGCAGAGGAACACAAAUGGCCACGCACGCCCCCAGUGUCCAUAGAUUCACCCACACGUCCGCGCUCUCCUGACAAUAUGGACUAUGACGAUGACGAUUCACGCUCGCAUUACAAGUUAAGCAGCUCGCAUGGCUAUAGACGCUCCUCUGAAUCUCUGCCCCGCGAUCAUGAACCAACGGAACGCGAACGCUCCGAGACACCACAAGAGCAAUUUGAGCCUAUUUUGAGUGAUGAUGAGCUAAUAGGCGCAGGGCCUGAAGAGGAGGCUGAUGCUGCAGACAUAGCAGCAGCCGCAGAGUAUGAGCGUGAGCUUGAAGCAGCAGCCGCCGCAGCUCCUCCUGCUAUAGAAGCAUUCGAGCCGUGGCAUCGCCCACUGCAAAUCUUUGAGGGUGACCUGCAAGCGCUUUACGGCAAGGAACUGGAAACUUUGCGAUUGCUAUUCAAAAAGCUUUCAUUGCAGAUACGUUGGGAUAAUGUGCAAGCCUUCAGUGAAGAGCAUGGUGGCGUGACAGUUGACGAGCGUGAACAGUUUGUUUACCUAGGCGAGCAGCUCAAUAACCAGCUGGCUUAUUUGGCUCAGCACUAUAAGCGACGUAACUUCGUAUUGCACCAAUUCUUCCGCCAGGAUGAAGCCCAUCUGCGACAAGCAGCAAACAUACUUCAGAUUGCGCUAAGCUUUCAGGCGGCAUGCCAGCAACCGCAGCCUGCAUUUAAGAUACGUCACAUCAAACUGGGCGCACGUCUGGCUGAGUUGCUUUGCCAUCAGGAACAACUACUGCAGCAUCUGCUCCAAACGCAAAAGUUUGAUCCAUUUGACGCAGUAUUUAAGCUCUACCAGCAGCCCUAUAUGGCAUUAUCCAUCAAGCUUCAGCUGCUCAAGGCGGUGUACUCAAUGCUGGACUCUAAGCUCGGCCUGAAGCACUUUCUGAGCGCUCAAAACUCUGGCUACAAACUUAUUGUGGAGUGCAUUAAGCAGGCCAAGCUAACUCGCACCAAGUAUGCCUUGCAGGCUAUACUAAAGAAACUACAUCUUUAUGAGUCGCUGGAAAGCGUGCGUAUUUGCUGCUCGCAGCUUUACAUAAAAAAAACGGAUCGAUCGCCUCAAGAAAUCUAUCAGCGGAUUGAGUUUGCUUUUGAAAUGUUGAUGGAUGCACUGCAUCAAAAUCAGCUGAGCUUUCAGCAGCCACGUCGCUUUCUGCCCGUGUCCCAGAAAUUCGAAGUGGUUACAGAUCCGAGCGCUCAGCGCAGUUUUGCCAAUGCCCUCCAGUCAUACUUUUCUCAGCAUGCGCUGGCAGAAUCACUGCUGCUAUUGCUUAGCAAUAGUAAGGAAUUGCCGCCAACAACUUUUUUGUGCACAUUGGAUGUGAUGCACUCGCUGUUGAAAUCUCAUGUGGGCAUAGAUUACUUUGUGGAUGAUGCUUUUGAGGUUACACAACUCAUUCUGGCUAUUUUGCUGGGCUUAGAUGAGGUCCCGCUUUGGCCCAAGCACGAACAUGUGCCGGAGGAGCAGUCGAAAGCUGUUAAAGCGGACGAACCGCUGGAGGGAAACUUAAACACAUCGAAGGAGGUCGACAACAAGCUGGAGUCAACAACCACUGUAGCCCUUGAUGUGGGUGUGCAAACGGAAUCUACGCCUGUUGUUAGCGGCCCAAAUUGUCCACAACAAAAGCGCUUACUACGUCCAGUACUCCCCCGUCUAGCGCUGCUAGCCAUAGAGCUGGCUUACAAGGUACAAACGCGAUAUCAUAUUGACGCCAUUGCCUACGCUGCCGCAUUGUUCGAUUGCGAUCCCAUUAGACUAUCCACGCAUAUGCAUGCCAUCUACUCACAGACCUGCGAUCCGUCGGGGCGUCAGCAUACCGUUGAAGUGCUUGGCUUAAACAACAAUCUCAAGAUCUUUAUGGAUAUCAUCAAACGUGAACAACGCCUGCAGGCCCAGCGUCAGUUAAGCUCGCCUGGCACUAAGUAUAAGAGUCCAGCAUUGAGCUAUGCUGUGGACAUGGUGGAUGCCUGUGUACGUUACUGCGAACAGCUGGAUUACCUAAUAGAGCACGGUGGCGUUAUACUUGAGCUGGCCAAGAAUCAUGAGAACUUUGAGCCCUCUGUAUCAGCUGUGCUGCAGGAGAUGUCCGUUUAUAUGAAACCCUUAGAUGCUAUAAACGUUUUUAUUUAUGAUGACAUAACACCACUAGUAGAGGUUAUCUCAAGAUCCUUGGACUACCUGACCACAUUUCCCGGAGAUCUAAUCAUGGCUUUGCGAAUACUACGCUAUCUGGUGAUCAGCAAGUCGUCAACGCCCGCCGAGGCUAAGCCGCCAAAGCGUCACAGCACUGAGGAACUAAAGCAUCGAUUUGUAGCACUACAGCUGUAUGCCGCGGAUGGUGUACAACUGCUGCUCCAGAUCUUGGAGCGCCUCUGCACCUAUUUUGAGCAGCCGGGAUUGCAUGCUCCCGCCUUAAUGACCAUACAGGGUGUGCAUUGCUGCCAAAUUUUGCUGCCGACGCUACAGAUUUUACGUGAGCUGCUCUCAUAUGCCAUACUGUGUCGUAACGGAAGCUUUAAGGAUCUGACUGCCAUUGAAUAUCUGGUCAAGGUAUUCUUUCUGCUAUAUUAUUACCCAGGCCGUUGCCAGGCCGGCUCAGAGGUGGAGCAGUGCAAACUGGAGGUAGUUCAGACACUGUUGGCCUAUACUCAGCCCCAGGAACUGGAUGAGGAGUUGCUGCACAAGUCCCUUUGGACGCAGAUGAUACGCGAAGUGCUCAAGAAUAUUGAUAGUCCUGCAUAUUUUAUACCAGGUCUGAAACUCUUGGCUGAACUGCUGCCACUGACGCUGCCCAUGCCUCAACCGAUCAGUGCUCAUCUUCAGCAACAGCACAAGCAGCGUCUCAUCACCGAACGCAAGCUCUGGUCCGCUCAUCUUCAUCCUCAAAGUGGACAAAUUGCCAAGCUCGUUGAGGCUCUUGCUCCUUCAAGUUUUCCACAGCUCUCUGAGUUACUCCAGCGCGUGUGCAUGCAGUUAUCUGAUUUGGCGCCUAAUAUGACACUACUCAUAGCCAAGACAAUCAUGGAGCUUCUAUGUCAGGAAUAUCAGAGUGCCAACUGCAUGCCCACCACUAAUCUGGAGCGUUUGUUGCGCUUCUCGACCCGCCUCAGUGCCUUUGCACCACUCAAGAGUUCCAUGCUAUCUAUACUGUCGGGCAAGUUCUGGGAUCUGUUCCAUUCGCUGCUCUCACUCAAUGAGUUCAACGAAGUGGUGUCCAAUUGUCAAGUUGCAGUGCAUCGCAUAUUUGAUAGCUUCUUGGAUUCGGGCAUCUCGCUAAUUUCGCACGAGUCAACCGCACUCCCGGCACUUAACCUGUCUGCCGCGCUGCCGCCUAAGGAACUUAUCCCAAAGGUGAUUGAUGCCAUCUUCAGCAAUUUGACAAGUGUGGAGGUCUCACAUGGCAUCUCCGUACUGGCUGUACGCAAUCUGGUUAUUCUUACCGAGCAUGACUUUACUUUCUAUCACCUAACCCUUCUGCUUAAGCAAAAAAUCAGCGAGUUUCAGGCUUGGAUGGAGCGUGUCAUUCUACAUAAUGAGACCGUGGAGUAUCAUGCCAACAUUGAAUCGCUUAUAUUGCUAUUACGUUCUUUAACCCGAAUCGAACAUCCAUCCGUGAAGACUCCCAUGCCGCUACGCACUCUUAAAUUGGGUGCAGUAGAGCUAGCCCAGCUGCUAGAGUUUCAGGAUGUAGAGCUGGACAAGCCACCGGUGCUGCAACGCAUACUCUAUGUGCUGGAGAAAUUCAAGGCCGUGCGAAAUGAGGCUGCGCUAAUUGAUCUCAAGGAGCUUCUCAUACUUUAUAGUUCCAGGCAUGAGUCAACGGACGCAGUGGCAAGUGGUACAUCUACAGUCAUCAGUGAAACUGGAUGCGAAGUUGAAACCGUUGUCACCAACCCGCUGCAAACUGAACCAUACUUGCCGCAGGCUGAAGGCAUCGUCACACAAUACGAAGCGCGUCCGAUAUUCACGCGGUACUGCGCUACAGCAGAGAACCCACAGCUGACAGCACGCUAUUGGCUGGAGCCGCUACCCAUUGAGGUCAUCGAGGACUUGAACGAGCCGCUGUACGAGCGCAUCGCCUGUGAUCUUACUGAGCUGGCCAACGUGUGCUUAAAUCCAGAUCUCAAUCUUACGGGCGAUUGCAAGCGUGUGCUGCAUCUCUCCGGUUCUCCGCAGUCCAACCGCGAGAUGACGCCGACGGCACCUUGUUUCCGUACCAGACGUGUCGAGGUAGAGCCAGCCACAGGUCGACCGGAGAAGAAAAUGUUUGUUAGCGCCGUGCGCGGACGAGGGUUUGCUAGACCGCCGCCUUCUCGUGGCGAUCUGUUUCGUUCGAGGCCACCGAAUACAUCGCGUCCACCUUCGCUACAUGUGGAUGACUUUCUUGCACUGGAGACUUGUGGUGCUCAGCCAACUGGCCCUACGGGAUACAAUAAGAUUCCAUCCAUGUUGCGUGGCUCACGUGUUGGACGCAAUCGUGGCUCCAGAAUCUCUGCAGCGGCGGCUUACAGGCAAAAAAAACUGUUGCGCAUUGGCUCCCCAUCUAGCUGGUCAGAAUCAUCUGGCGCACCAUAUCGUUCCAGUGCUGCAGAUUCACACUUCACCAGCAGCGAUCCUCAUUAUAGCUCACCCCACUACAGCGGACGUUCGCGUGGGCGUGGCAUUCGCUCUAGGCCUCCAUAUUUGCGUUAAUAUUUAGCAUUUAUUUUCUA
Molecule: messenger RNA, 5592 nt
Organism: Drosophila busckii
Lineage: Eukaryota; Metazoa; Arthropoda; Insecta; Diptera; Drosophilidae
Gene: vir
Product: protein virilizer
Exons: 7
Coding region: 14-5572 (1852 amino acids)
Cellular component (GO): RNA N6-methyladenosine methyltransferase complex
Molecular function (GO): RNA binding
Source: RefSeq, a predicted model, not a curated record